This is a messenger RNA of Mizuhopecten yessoensis (Yesso scallop), 4181 nucleotides long. Its product is annotated as insulin-degrading enzyme-like. Lineage: Eukaryota; Metazoa; Mollusca; Bivalvia; Pectinida; Pectinidae. Gene Ontology annotation, biological process: peptide catabolic process. The transcript has 29 exons. Gene Ontology annotation, molecular function: metalloendopeptidase activity; metal ion binding. Gene Ontology annotation, cellular component: cytosol; mitochondrion. Bases 334 to 3288 code for a protein of 984 amino acids. The record is from RefSeq and is a predicted model, not a curated record.
GAUCCUGCCAUUAAUCGGUUAGACCGAUAACACUGCUUCGUACGGUGUUUGUCUGCAGACGAAUACCCUUUGUCACUGGGGCAACGGACAUCACUAUUAUUACAUUUUGUCUGUUCGUCAUUAAGUGAGAAGGGGCUGAUACAUUGGUGUAUAAUAGACUUACUUCAGUGAAAUGUGUACCUCGUAUUAGUGCAUACGUAAAGCGCGUCCACAACCAAUCUUCGUCACAAUAUUUGCUUUGUCAGUUUGACUAGGCUUAAAUUCAGGACAAAUUAUUACGCAAAACAAAAGAUCUAGACCCUGAGACGAACAGGAGAUUGAGUAAACCUUUCCAUGAUGGGUACGAAGUUCAUCAAAAGAUCUAUUUUCAAUGACAAGAUCAUCAAGUCCAUGCAGGAUAAGCGUCAGUAUCGUGGCCUGGAGCUGAUGAACGGUCUCAAGGUCAUGGUCAUCAGUGAUCCCGACACGGACAAAUCCUCCGCUGCCAUGGAUGUCCAUAUAGGUGCUAUGUCAGACCCCUGGGAGACUCAAGGCUUAGCACAUUUCUGUGAACACAUGCUGUUUCUCGGUUCUAAGAAGUAUGAAAAUGAGAAUGAGUAUGACAAGUUUCUGAACGAGCAUGGGGGUUUGUGUAACGCCUCGACAGGUCCCGAACACACUACAUACUACUUUGAUGUGGCACCUGAUCACCUCCAUGGCGCUCUAGACAGACUAAGCCAGUUUUUCAUCAGCCCCUUGUUUACAGCCUCGGCCACAGAGAGAGAAGUUAAUGCUGUCAACUCAGAGAAUGAUAAAAACAUCCCCAUAGAUGGACGACGAUUACUUCUCUUAGAUAGAAAAUUGUCUAAACCUGGUCAUGACUGGGGCAAAUUUUCAUGUGGAAAUAAAGACACAUUGGGGACCAUUCCUGUGGCAAAGGGUAUCGACAUCCGUGAAGCUCUGCUGAGCUUCCAUGCUAAGCAUUACUCGGCUAACAUCAUGUCACUGUGUGUGUUGGGGAAAGAAUCGCUAGAUGAAUUGUCAGAAAUGGUUCUGCCAAUGUUUGCCGAGGUGGAGAAUAAGAACGUUACAGUUCCUGAAUGGACUGAUCAUCCCUAUGGUCCAGAUCAGCUAAAGACAGUAUGCUAUGCAGUUCCUGUGAAAGAGAUAAGGAGUCUGAGCUUGAUGUGGGCCACCCCUGACCUACAGGAUUUCUACACUGCCAAGCCUGGCAACUAUCUCGCCCACCUGAUUGGCCAUGAGGCGAAGGGAAGUCUUCUGUCAGAGCUGAAGGCCAAAGGUUGGGCCAACUCUCUGAGCUGUGGCAGUAGUUUGGGUGCCAAAGGAUUCCGAGUGCUUACUGUAACUAUACAGUUCACUGAGGACGGUCUGGAACACAUUGAUGAUAUGGUGAUGCUUACGUAUCAGUAUAUUGCCAUGCUGAAGAGUCAGGACCCUCUAGAGUGGAUUUUCACGGAGUACCAGAAUAUUCGUGCAAUGAAGUUUCGCUUCAAGGAUAAAGAGGAAAGUAGAAACUAUACACCAUCAGUGUGUAGGGCAAUGCAGAUAUACCCAAUGGAGGAGGCAUUGAGCGGUGGGCAUCUGAUGUCCGAGUUCCGGCCAGACCUCAUCACCCAAAUACUGGAAAAACUUGUACCACACAAUAUGAGAAUGCGUGUGGUAGCCAAGAAAUAUGAAGACAUAGUCGACCAGACAGAACCGUUAUAUGGUACCAAAUACAGGCUAGAGAAGAUUCCCAAAGAGAAAUUACAGACAUGGAGCUGUUGUGGUUUUCAUGAAAAUCUGAAGCUGCCUGCUGUCAAUGAAUUCAUCCCAGAAUCGUUUGAAAUUGUUCCCAGAGAAGCUAACCCCUGUGAUCUGCCACAACUUGUGAAGGACAGUGACUUGUGUCGAGUGUGGUUCCAUCAGGACAACACAUUCCUCCAACCGAAAGCCUCCAUUAAAUUUGAGUUAAACAACCCCUUGACAUAUCUUACACCCACCAACCAUGUUCUGACCAAGCUGUUUGUGAUGCUGUUUAAAGAUGCACUCAAUGAGUAUUCCUACAAUGCUGGGCUGGCAGGGCUUCACUACGACCUAUCUGCUACCAAAUAUGGCAUUACAUUGUCUAUCAGUGGUUACAGUGACAAACAGCCCGUCCUCCUUAAGAAGAUCUUGGACAAACUCACCCAGUUCUCUGUAGACCCAGACCAGUUUUACAUCAUCAAGGAGAAGUUUGAGAGGAUUUUGAAGAACUUCAGAGCAGAUCAGCCCAGUAGUCAAGUGUCUGCCUACACUUCAGAGCUCAUGUCCGAGGUACAGUGGACACACGAGGAGAAACUACAGGCCUUACAAGGGGCAACCAUAAAGAUGGUAGAAGAUUUUGUCCCCAAGAUGCUGAAGACACUUUAUAUAGAGGGACUUGUCACAGGCAAUGUCACAACUCAGGGUGUGCUGACCAUGACAGAGAUGGUGGAGAAGGUGCUCCAGUCUCAGAGCGGGACACGUCCACUCCAGGCCAGCCAGAGGAGGAGGCUCCGGGAACAUCAGUUACCACAGGGUAGCUCCUUCAUGUAUGAGUGUACUAACGAUGUCCACAAGAGUACGUGUACCCAGGUGUACCUCCAGUGCGGGCCCGAAGACACAGCCUCCAAUGUCUUACUGGAGUUGCUGUCUCAGUCUCUCAAAGAGUCCUGCUUCACCACUCUCAGGACAAAGGAACAACUAGGUUACAUUGUACGGAGCGGACCGUUGCGCAGCAGUGGCGUCCAAGGUUACCGUAUCCUCGUACAGUCUCACAGAUCCCCUCAGUAUGUCGAGGGUCGGAUAGAAGCCUUCCUGUCCGCUAUGGAUGAGCAGUUAAAGAUGAUGACGGAGGAAGAAUUCCAGAAACACGUUGCUGCUAUGACUGUCAAACGUCUGGACAAACCCAAAAACAUCCGGGAACAGAACCAGUAUUUUUGGUUUGAGGUCCGAGAUCACACCUAUAACUUUGACCGAGACAACAUUGAGGUGGCAUUUCUGAAGACAUUGGAGAGAAAAGAUCUGUACCAGUUCUUUAAGGAACAUGUUGCUUUUGAUGCAUGCAAACGUCAAAAACUGGCAAUUCAUGUUGUUUCAACAUUGGAGAGCUCGGAUUCUCAAGAGGAGAUAACACCUGACUCCAAAAUAGGAACAGAUAUUACAUCUGCCCCUGAUUUGCCACAGCCUGUCCGUGUAACUGAUGUAUCAGCAUUCAAGGGAAACCUGCCACUGUACCCUCUCCAGGAACCUUACAUCGACCUAUGCAAGGCAAAGUCAUUACUAUAGGUCAUUGAUCUAUGCAAAACCAAACUUACGGUUAAAGGUCAUGUUUAUCUGUGUAAAGAAAAUUGGCUACGGUAUGUGCAAUUUCUUACAGGUGCAAGUCUCUACUAUGGUUCUUAAGUCUGACAAAUUCCUGACUACUGUUUAUGUAUUAACGCAAACAAAAGUUUGUCUUUUGCCUGUGCAAGGCUACUUCUACCAACCCAGUAAUUAUCUGUUUUAGAAAGUAACAAAAUCACUUCUAUAUUUUAUGUAUCUGUCAAAGUUGUUUCUUGUUACUGUUGGUCAUUGAUAUUUUGUAAGGCAAGUAAACAUAGCUGCAAAAAAGUUCACAUAUUUUGCUAUAAAGUAGGUGAUGUACCUUAUAACAUGUAGCUACUGUAUACCAAAAAAUGUUUUGCCCAGUUACAUUUCUACCUUUCGACAGUAAAAUCAAUUUACCCUUCACAUUUAAUUACUAUGUAUGGUAUGUUGUUUACAAAUGUACAUUGUAAUGAUAAGUAGUUAACCCUCCCUCAUUAUAGAGGGGGGAUUAAACCAGCAAAAUGUUCUUAGUGUACAGUACUAAAAGGGUCAAAUAUAUAUGCAAUUACUAUUUACUAGGUAUAUAUAAUAUUAGUCUCCAGACAUAAUUUGAUACUUUAUAUAGCCGAUAUGUAAAUGUGAUCGCCGUUAGAGGGCAGCUAUGACAUUACCAGUUUAUUGUGCCGUCCAUGUUAGUUCAAACUAAUGGUUUGUUUCUAAAUGACUGUGUGUAAUCAAGAUAUUUAUAAUACCUAUUUUUAUGACAUAUUAGUUAUUUUUGUACUAUACUUUAUAAUACAGUUGUGCCUUUUACGCUAUGAAUCAAUCCAAUGAAUUGUUUUAAUUAUUUCAAUGAAUAAAUAAUAUUUUCU